AUGGAUCCGUUGCAGCACCCUGCCUCAGAGGCUGUCCCCGUUGUCGCGGAGCCGCAGCCGCCCUCUGUAGAGGACCAGGUACCCGAGGCACCUGCACCGCAGGAGGCCCCCUCGUCUGAACAGCAGCCUCAAGAAGAUCCGGCGCUGGCGCCUGUCAAUGUCCAUGGGGAAGAGCCUGUUCCCGCCGAUCAGUCAGCUGGUCGAGUAGGCAUUGACAAUGGCUACAACAGCGACUCCAAGGCGCACUAUCACUCGCGUUCGACUGACUUCCACCACUCUGCUCCCGAAUACACCCAAGAUGCUGACCACGCGGCUCGUCUCACCUCAUCUCCACCAGUCAACCCGCAGCCUCAACUGCAUCCUUCCCGGCCUGGAUCUGGGUUCUCCAGUGGCCCGGAGCGACAUGGCAUGUCUCAACAGCCACAACCCGCGGAAGCUGCGCAACGACAGGCCGCUCAGGCCGCUCAGUCCUCGAAGAACAGCGUUGUCAUCAAGGUCGGCAUGGUUGGAGAUGCUCAGAUUGGUAAGACUAGUCUGAUGGUGAAAUACGUGGAAGGCAGCUGGGAUGAGGACUACAUUCAGACACUGGGUGUCAAUUUCAUGGAGAAGACCAUUUCCAUUCGCAAUACUGAGAUUACCUUUUCAAUUUGGGAUCUUGGUGGCCAACGCGAAUUCGUCAACAUGCUGCCACUUGUUUGCAACGACGCCGUGGCCAUUCUAUUCAUGUUUGAUCUUACCCGCAAGAGUACCUUGAACUCCAUCAAGGAAUGGUAUCGCCAGGGCCGAGGCUUCAAUAAGACAGCUAUUCCGUUCCUAGUCGGCACCAAGUACGACCAUUUUGUCAACUUCCCACGCGAGGACCAAGAAGAAAUCUCACUCCAGGCCAAGCGAUUUGCCAAGGCGAUGAAGGCUAGCUUGAUCUUCAGCAGCACCAGUCAUAGUAUCAACGUGCAGAAGAUUUUCAAAAUCGUUCUGGCCAAGGCAUUUGACCUCAAGUGCACAAUCCCCGAGAUCGAGAACGUCGGUGAGCCGCUGCUGCUCUACAAGAAUGUGUAA
Penicillium cataractarum is the source of this 1056-nucleotide messenger RNA. RefSeq names its product Spg1/Tem1 GTP-binding protein. The transcript is spliced from 4 exons. Gene Ontology annotation, biological process: regulation of exit from mitosis. The record is from RefSeq and is a predicted model, not a curated record. Gene Ontology annotation, cellular component: spindle pole body. NCBI's taxonomy places the organism in Eukaryota, Fungi, Ascomycota, Eurotiomycetes, Eurotiales, Aspergillaceae. Bases 1 to 1056 code for a protein of 351 amino acids. Gene Ontology annotation, molecular function: GTP binding; GTPase activity.